AUGGAGAAGGAGAAGAAGAAAGUGGUAAGGGAUCACUACAGGGUUCUUGGUCUACCGUCGGGUAAGGAAGGCACCAAGCUUAACGAGAUAACGAUUAAGAAGGCGUAUAAGGCAAAGGCUUUGCAGUUGCAUCCGGACAAGAGGCCAAACGAUCCCAAUGCCAAGGACAAGUUUCAGAGGCUCCAGUCUUCCUAUGCGAUACUCAUUGAUCCAAAAUCUCGGAAAGAGUUCGACGCUUCUCUUUUAAGACUCGAUAGCAAGCCCUCAUCUGAACCAAAGAAGAAAACCUCUGAUGAACCAGAAGGGGAAGAGACUUUUUCUGAAUGGUAUGAGAGACAGAGCCAUCAUGACGAUUUGUUUCUUUUAUUAAACUACAUCUUUAUUAUUGGCCCAAUGAUUUUUCCGGUUGGGAGAAUACGCGCUGGCGUUCUCAUCAGGUUGGCGUGUUUAUUUGUUACUAUGCAAGAACUAGAUCGUCGUCAACAAGUGGAUAAUGUCUGGAUGAUGGUGGUUCGUGGCGUGGUUCGUGCAUACAAUUGUUUCAAACGCAAUCGUCCUAGUCCUACUCAGGCCACCAAUCAAGGAUCAGAAUCACAUGGAGACGAUCAUGAAGAUCUUGAGGACUGGGUGAUGGUUUAG
Molecule: messenger RNA, 639 nt
Organism: Argentina anserina (silverweed cinquefoil)
Lineage: Eukaryota; Viridiplantae; Streptophyta; Magnoliopsida; Rosales; Rosaceae
Exons: 2
Coding region: 1-639 (212 amino acids)
Source: RefSeq, a predicted model, not a curated record